Molecule: messenger RNA, 2132 nt
Organism: Hyla sarda
Lineage: Eukaryota; Metazoa; Chordata; Amphibia; Anura; Hylidae
Gene: ATF6B
Product: activating transcription factor 6 beta
Exons: 19
Coding region: 1-2118 (705 amino acids)
Biological process (GO): regulation of transcription by RNA polymerase II; endoplasmic reticulum unfolded protein response
Cellular component (GO): nucleus
Molecular function (GO): RNA polymerase II cis-regulatory region sequence-specific DNA binding; DNA-binding transcription factor activity, RNA polymerase II-specific
Source: RefSeq, a predicted model, not a curated record
AUGGAUCUUUUGGUAAAACAUCUACCACAUUCAGAGCAUGAAUACGGCUUUUCUCCUGUGUGGAUUCUCUCAUGGAACAUUGGAAAUUUUCACUUUUCCAUGAUUGGUCAUAAGGAGCUUCCUGGGGAUCAGAUGAUAGAGCUCUGCUGUGAAGGACCGAAGAGCCGUCUCCCUGACCUGUGCCUUUUCGGACGGUGUCUGCAGUCUCUUCCUGGCAUCGGGGCUGCGGUCACCAUGGCAACGGACCUGCUGCUCAGCGACCUGGACACCAAGUUCUGUGCGGACAACCUGCUGACCAGCGAGGACUGGGAUACAGGACUGUACAGUUACCCGGAUGUGGCAGACGACUAUGGUGACCUUUUUCCACCCGGUUUCGGGUCCUAUCCUCUCCAUUUGUAUGACAGCCAGAUGGACGUAGAGUCUUGUUCCGUGUCCUCCUCGUUGGAUGAGAUCCAUGGUAUGAACUUAUCAGAUCUGUUAGUUAAGGCAGAGCCGGCGUCUCCCUUCUCCUCCUCGUCUUGUGAUUCCUCUUCCUCCUGUGAUGGUCUCUACCCCCCCUCUCUAGGAGACACAGGGACCUCGGUGAAGGUUGAGCUGCCACCCUCGCCCUCAAGUACAAGCCUGGAGGUGCCAUCCGCUCCAUGCAGCGCUCUGCAAAUAACUCUGCUCCCAGUGUCGGCGGCAGCCCAGUCAGGAUGUCUCUUGAAGUCUUCCAGCUCUAUUUCAAAGAAACCGGCCUUACAACCGAGACCCCCGCCAGGGACCAAUCCACCCGCCACCCCAAGCAGCACACCGCACGCCAUUAUCCUGCACCCAGUGACCAGCGCACCGCCUCCUCCCAUCGUGCCAACUCUGACAGCAGCCUCCCCGCCCAUGAUGGUGUCCCAGCUCCUGACAGUGCAGAGCGGGGGAACGGUGACGUCUCCUGUUAAACAUGAAGCCAAAACCAUUGUGCCUGCCCCGACUACUGGCAAAAGCAGCGCGGCGGAGGUGGAUCCAAAACUUUUAAAGAGACAGCAGCGCAUGAUCAAAAACCGGGAGUCUGCUUGUCAGUCGAGGAGGAAGAAGAAGGAAUAUGUCCAAAGUCUGGAGGCAAGACUACAGGAAACCCAGAGACAGCUGGAGCUCGCUCAUCGGGAGAACAGAGAGCUGAGGGAGACUGUGCAGCAUCUAAUGCGGGAGAACUCAACGCUCCGCAACUCCACCAGCAACCGGAAGGUCGUCUGCGUCAUGGUUGUUCUACUUUUCGUUACAUUCAAUUACGGGCCUACUAGUGUUGUGACUCACAACAAUAUCCCAGAGGAGUCCAUGAAGAGUCCGGAGGUUUCCUACAGCAGCCGGCACCUGCUGACCUUCAACAACAAAAGCGAUUCGCCCGAGCCCCCGGGGCCUAGAUUCUAUGCACCGCCUCCUGCCAAACAUAAAAGCUCCUUCAGCAACUCAACCGGUUCGCUGGCAAACGUGAAGCACUUAAUGGUUCGAGACCUGGAUCAGCUCUUCCUUGCCUCCGAUUGCAGACACUUCAACCGCACCGAGUCAAUCCGAUUGGCGGAUGAGCUCAGUCUUUGGGUUCGCCGGCAUCAGAAUGAGAGGAAGACUGGAAAGCAGGCCCCGAAAAAACAGCGCAAAAUAAAGAAGCCGCUGAUCAGGACCAGUAUGGCACUGUCAGAUCUGGUGCCAGCUCACGUGUCCCGGCUCCAGUCUCACAGAUUGCAGACUGCUCCAUUACAGCUAUUUGGCCCCCAGGAGCCCAGCGAUCACUUUCUAAUGGACGCCAUUGAGCGCCGCGAAGAUACCUUCUACGUUGUCUCAUUCCGCAGGGAUCACCUGCUCCUUCCAGCAAUAAGUCACAAUAAAACCUCCCGUCCCAAGAUGUCCCUGGUGAUGCCGGCCAUGUCGGUGAAUGACAGCGGCGUCUAUAACAGCACCCAGGGGUACGAGACCAUGAUGCAGAUAGACUGCGAGGUGAUGGACACCAGGGUCAUCCAGAUUAAAUCCUCCACGGUCCCCCCCUCACUAAGGACGCCUCCGAGCCCCCCUCCACAGCCAGGAACGGCAACUGGGAACCAGUCCCUCUAUCUGCAGGACCAGACGUCCGUGGAGGACGGGCAGCACUGAGGACGGACACGAGG